AGGACUUUAGGACAUAUUACACAUCUGUUCUGGCUGUUCUCUCUGUAGUUUAAAGUGAAAGUUCUAUCUUCUUGAGGUAGAUGUUGUGGAUUAAAUGCACCGGACUCGUAUUUGUGUGUGUCUACUUUACAUUGUUCCAUCUGUAGUUAAUGUUUUCCUGCUUGGCUGGAGUGGUCACGCAUAGCAAGAUGCUGAGGACACUGCCUGUGGCUUUGGCAGGCGCUGCUGGUGCACAGCGCCCACUGUGAAACCCUGCAUUCCUCAUCAGUCUGUUAGACAGUCUUCAUGCGUGGCGGAAUGGUUCUCCUUUCAGAUCUGAAUUGGGACCUGUCUAGAUGACACUACUCUUGCUGUGCUGUUUGUGCCCCUGUGAAGAUGCCCCCUCUGGACCACGUGGGCUGUGUGGUGCUGUACUGUGUCCUGUACCUGGUGAUGCCCACGCUCCUGCAUGGAGAGCUCACACUGGCGUAUGUGACUAAGUACAAUCUCUUAAUCUGUCAGUGUGCACAGGACCUGCCGGUCUGCAGCAUCAUCAACUCCAAUCACCCAAGCUGCAUCUGUAACCGCCCGCUCUCCACGCCUCAGCGGCAGGUCCACGGCCCUGCCGUGCUGCAAUACAGCCAUCUGACCGUGUGGUACUCUUCUCCGCUCAACACGGCGCGGCUGCUCAAUAACUCAGAAGUACGAAACCUUACACUGAUCAAAUGCAACCUGUCCGAGGAUGAGCCGCCAGCUUUUGAUCACUUUGCGGUUCAGAGACUGGAGAGAUUGAGGGUCUCGUACCCGGUCUGGAGACCCGGGCAAAGCCAUGACAUGCUGCUGGGGAGGGACAUGGGUGCUCCGUACCACGAGGAAGCCAGGAUUGCCAUCAUCCACGCCGCUGUUUUGGCAGGAGCUCAUGAGCUUAAAGCCUACACAGUGAAAACCGAGGUGGACAGUCAGGGCAAGAUGUCCCUUCCACACAUUUUUAUGUCUAACGAUAACCUUACAGAGAUGACCAGCAUGUUUGUGACUUUUGUCUACUGAGAGUUGUCUGCACUUGUUUGUUUUUUUUUCACAGAAAAUAUUUGCAAUGUUUUUAUUUCUGUUUAUAAAUAAGAGUUAGUCUACAGUUACAGUAGAUACAGAAUCACUAGCACCGUAAUCUGUUGUUCCUAUCCUGCUGCAUGAUGCUCCUGCACACCAGGAGGGGUCAGAUUUUGACAUUACACAGCUAUUUUUUUAUUCAGUUGUUUAAUGGGUAACAGAAGCCUGAUUUAACUUCCUGGUUUGAAAGUCUGAACCGUCCAAAAAAAAGGUGUUUCACUCUGCAAACCAACAGGACCAUGGCUGAGCUGGUCCAGUCUGGUUCAGACCGUGAUUUGUGGCCCUUUUUAAAACUGCUAUUUUGGUUCAGGCCCAAACUGAAAGGUCAGACAUUCCAGACCAAACAAGGCAGCAUAAGAGAAAACAGACAAAUGUCUCAAAUGAUUAAAGAAAUAUUUUUUACAGACCAUUGAAAUAAACAUAUAAGCUGCAUAUAUUUGAUGUUUUGCUGAUGUUAUUUGCUGCUACUUAGCAAUGCUGCUUCAUCUUUUAAAAUAUUCUAUAAAUUAAUAAUGAAUUAAUAAUGAAUGAAUUAAUAAUUAGUCAUAAAAAUAUACAAUAAUUAUUGCAUUAUUAACAGGAGCUUGAUUAUCAGACUUUACACAGACAGGCGCAUUUCAUCUGUCUCCAUGAGAGCCGUGAUGGGAACUGCACUUACUUAAAUAAAUGGUUUUUCAGCUUUGGUAUUCUAACAGUAAAUAUAAUAAGUUGCUGAAUAUUAUCUCAGAAAUAACGUGACAAUUUGUGGCACAAAAAAAAACUUUGUGGAAAAAACUCUUGCUUUUCCAAAAGUUGUACAGAGGCAGAGUAUAGUGUGUUUACAUGUUUUACCCACCAGGGGGAGGCAGUGCUUCACGCUGAAGUGAACAGAUACUCAAAAACCACCUACAUAAAGAAACACACACUGAGGGUUCUUAUUAUUGUACAGUGGAUUGAGUUUAGUUCAGUUUUGUUCUAUUACAGAUAUUUUAUUACUACGGGAAAAGUAAGCCCUUGUGUUGAACUAAUUAAUAACACCUAGGACAUAUCCCGGUAUUUUAUUAUUUUCUGAUUUCACAAUAUGGUCAUUUUCAGCUUCUUUUUAUUCCUUCAGAAUGAAAGAAACACUCAUUUAAUUCAGAUUGAUGUUAUAAUUGACUGCCAGAUGCUAAAAAGCACCUUAUAACGUUAAAAUAAAUGCUGUAGAAUAGGCAGAAAAUAUUCAAAUUUAUUUUUUUUGUGAAAUCACAAAAACAGUGUUUUUUUUUUGUAUAUGUUUAUUUGGCAGCUUAGUAUCUAAAUAAGCGUUCUAUCAUUUUAAAGAAAGGUUUUGCCUUCUGUACCGAUCCGCAGAGUUAUUAUAGGCUAACUAAAUCCACUAGAGGGCAACCUGUCUUUUAAUAUAACGCUUUUUCCGAUAUUACGCUAUUUUAUGAUGUUUUUGUGGAAUUUUCUAAUAUAAUUUUUAGUACAUAUUAGAGUUUCAGACAUUUUGAUUAAUGGAAUUAUCUAACUUUGUACAACAGACACCAUAAUGUGUCAUCUGAAAUGUUUCAUAGAGAUUUAUAGUUUAACCCUUUGUUGCACGUCCAUCAGAAUAGACCAUGAACCACCCAAUGAAAAGUUUACCAGCCAGUGGGCUUUGCCCCGCCCACUGCACUAUAAACAAUUAAGACAUUAGGACAUGGUAGCACUAGAACCAAUGAGGCAAAGUAAUAGCUGAUUUUUACUAAUUAAUGUGAUUUAGAAGGCUUUUAUAAUCUUUAAUUUAGUGUUUACAGAUGGUUAGUAAAAUUAAAAGGUCAACAUCAAAUCUAAAAUAAAAAUGCUAAGCAAUGCAAUGGACAUUAAAAAGCAGUUCAAUAUUUUAGUUACUUGUACUUCAAAUUAUAUUAAAAUAUUACAGUCUACUUAUAUUAAUAUAUUUUUCAAUCAUUGGAAUAUAAUUCAUGUCUGAAAGGGUUAAAACAAUAUUUUUUUUAUUUUCAAAAAUUGUUAAAAUGUUAAAAUUGCAUUACAAAAUGUCAGAAUAAUAUAUUAAUUUCUACAUAAGGCAUUAUAUUAAGAAUUAGUUCAUUCUCAAACUGUGUUAAUGAGAAAAAGCACUAUUUUCUGGUUUUAAGUCUUUAAGUUUUUGGGUCUGGCUGAUCUGUUAGUAUAAUAUUACAUUACAGUUUUCAGCAAUAAAUUUGAUUAAUAAUGGGAGUAAUGUUCCUGUUAUAAUGGGGCACAAAUCUUGGUCCAGCUAUGUAAUGUAUAUCAUUUACCUGAUGCUUCAGACUGUUUGAAAGGACAAUACAUAAAAAAGAAUCAUUAUGCUUUCUAAAGGCUUGUUUACUGUUAUAGAACACUGUGUAAAUGUUUGGUGUUGUUUUAAGAGAAGAAUAAAACAACCAGAUCAAUCAAAUUAAUGUGCAAAUAAAUAUUUUGCAGGCA
Astyanax mexicanus (Mexican tetra) is the source of this 3501-nucleotide messenger RNA. RefSeq lists its product as uncharacterized. Bases 376 to 1026 code for a protein of 216 amino acids. NCBI's taxonomy places the organism in Eukaryota, Metazoa, Chordata, Actinopteri, Characiformes, Acestrorhamphidae. The record is from RefSeq and is a predicted model, not a curated record. The transcript is spliced from 3 exons.